UGCGCAGGAAUUCACACGCUCUCUGCUCUCUCAUCUCUUUCGCCGAGCGCAUUCCACGAACACCCCAACUCGUGUUUCGCCCUACCCCAACGGCCGUCGCAUAAAUAUCGACAGUGCUCGACGCUCUUCCUCCCUGCCCUCAGCUGCAACGUUUGUGUGCACGGCGCGCCAGAGUGAUCUCUCUCGCGCGCUUGAUUUGCUUCCUUUCGCCCCUUUUGGAUAUAUUUCGGGGUCGAGUUCAGUUCAUCAGCGGCUAAAACGUGGUCAGGCGCCACAACACACCCGCUGCUGUGCAAUAGGAUGGGUCCCUCUGCCGCUGGACGAGGCAAGCCAAGGCCGCUGCUUGCGGGGGUCUUCCGCAAGGCGUGCGACUACUGUGUGAGGAGCAAGCGCGGCUGCAACGGCGGCACCCCCUGCGAGCAAUGCGUCCGGCGAGGGCAGGGUUGCACCUAUUCCCAGCGGCGCAAGUCAGGCCCUCGCGGUCGGCCGCUCCGCCCACAGCAGCAACAGCAAGCAAUCUCCGCCCGCGCGCUCCCGAGCCCAGCGGUGGUGGUUGGCAACAGAACCUCCGCGAGACGGCACAUGAAGAGGGUGGCGUCUUCGUUCUUCGGCCGCGACAGGGAGGAGGAGGAGGACGGGGACGAGGAGGAGGACGUGGAGGCCUCGGCGGCGGCUGUCUCCCCUUCCCGCACCGUAUCCGUUUCCUCCUCGUCCUCCGGCAGCGAUGGCGGAGGCUCCUCCUCGAGCAGCAGCAGCAGCAGCAGCAGCAGCAGCAGCAGCAGCAGCAGCAGCAGUAGCAGCUCGGUUUGCUCUUCCCUGGAUGACGAGGACCGCAGCAGGGAGGCCGCGGCCUUGUCGGAAGAGGACGGGGAGGCCGGCGACGAUGAGCAGCCGCGGCGACAAAGGAACAAGAGGACCAAGAUCUCCAUCGGCGGCGGCGAGCCGCAGCAGCGAUGUGCCACCUCCCGGCAGGGCCCGGUUCCGGUGUCGCCGAUCUCCAGCCACGGGGGUGACGACCACGCCGCCGAGGACAUAAACAACUCGCCCACGGCGGCGGAGGCGGAGGCGGUGGUGCAACCACUCCCUGUCCUCUCGUCGUCCUUAUCGUCUUCAUCCUCUUCUUCGUGUAGUUCGUUCUUGAAAGAGUCACCGUCUUCUUCCCCCUUGAUCGAUGAGACGUUGCCGCCGCCCCGACAACACUCCCCGCUCACCGUCGGCGCGCUACCGCCGCCGCCGCCGCCCUCCGCUACGUUUCUAAUCAAGCGGUCGAGCGGCCUUCCCGGCUGGGCCCGGGAGGCGUCUACGGAUGCCCAGCAGCAGCUACACCGCUCGAGCGCAGGGGAAGCAGUGCCAGUGUUCAGCAGCAGCACCGCCGGGGGGCGUCACGAGGUAGUAAGCAUGCGGCCUUGGGAGGUUUCGUCGUCGUCGGCGGCGGCAUCGGGGGAAGGUGAUCGGCCUCGCUCGGUGACGCUCGUAAACAUGGCGACGGAGCGGCAGCAGCAGCAGCAGCAGGCACGGGCCCACCAGGCUCCCGCAUUCGCAGUACUAAGGAGCGGUAGCGGCAGCAGCAGCAGCAGCAGCAGCAGCAACAGCAACAAUGACACAGUGUUCGCGUCCAGCCACUCGGCGCAGCAGUCGCUGCCGUCCGUCUGCGACGACCCGAUGGACGUUUCUUCGGCUCAGCAGGGGGUAGCGGCGGCCGCGCGCACCACGCUCGCGGCAUCGAUGAUAUUGGACGGGGGAGCGGAGUUCAUGAAGGACGUGGAGGACGAUGACGACCUGGAGUGCUGCCCGUGGCAUAUCCCUUCUCUCACGCGCGAGAUGUCUCUGGCGAGGGUCGUGGCGGGGCUAGGUGGGGAGCAGCUCGCCUCUUCUCAGCAUCACGUCGGCUUCGAAGGCAGCUUUGCCACUGCCGGUUGGUGA
Molecule: messenger RNA, 1923 nt
Organism: Ectocarpus sp. CCAP 1310/34
Lineage: Eukaryota; Phaeophyceae; Ectocarpales; Ectocarpaceae
Source: the annotation of a GenBank genome assembly